AUGACAAGAACUCAAGUUCAAACACGAAACAAACUUAAGUUCAAAAACACCACAAACUCAAGUUCAAAAACACACAAACACAAGUUCAAAAACACCAAAAAAGUUCAAACACAAAAACUCAAGUUCAAAGACAAUACAAACUCAAGUUCACCAAACACGCAACUCAAGUUCAACCAAAACCUGAUUCUCAAGUUUAACCUUUUCCAAAACCUCAAGUUCAAAAACAACAGAAACUCAAGUUCAAUAAUCACACAAUCUCAAGUUCAAACACAACACAAACUCAAGUUCAACAAACACACAAACUAUAGUUCAAAAACGACACAAACUCAAGUUCAAACACGACACAAACUCAAGUUCAACAAACACACAAACUCAAGUUCAACCAACACCUGA
Messenger RNA from Xyrichtys novacula (pearly razorfish), 393 nucleotides. NCBI's taxonomy places the organism in Eukaryota, Metazoa, Chordata, Actinopteri, Labriformes, Labridae. The record is from the annotation of a GenBank genome assembly.